AUGACCAACUUUCUCCUUCUCUUUUUUGUGUUCACUCUUUUUGCUCUAUCAGUUCAAAGUGAUCGUGGUACCAAUGAUGAUAACAAAGAUAUGUUUAAUGUAGUUGAUUUCGGAGCCACCGGAAAUGGAAAAACUGAUGAUACCCAGGCAUUCGAGGAUGCAUGGAAGGCUGCGUGCAAUUCUAAGGCUUCUUCACCAACCAUGCAAGUUCCCUCGGGGAAAACAUUUCUACUACAACCCUUGGUGUUCACUGGCCCUUGCAAUGCCAAAAAUGUUUAUGUUGUGAUAGAUGGGACCAUAAUUGCGCCAAGUAAUCCAUCAGAAUGGAAAUGCGAGGACGACAAGUACUGUCGUCAAUGGAUUCAUUUUCUUGACCUCGAAGGCCUCUAUAUUUCAGGCUCUGGUACCAUCAAUGGCAAUGGAGAUAAAUGGUGGGGUUCCUACUGUGAGGACAGCCAUGAGCGUUGUAAGAAGAAACCAACGGGGUUUGUAGUAGAACAUGGCAACAAUGUGCACAUAAGUGGCCUAAACUUUAAGGACAACCCAAAAAUGCACAUUGCCUUUGAAAGGUCGACUUGGGUAUAUGUCACUGAUCUCACCAUCACUGCCCCUUCGGACAGUCCCAACACUGAUGGUAUUCACCUCCAGCACUCCCAAAACGUCUUCAUUAAACAAUCUCAAAUCGGAACUGGUGAUGACUGUAUUUCAAUUGGAGAUGGUUCUUCAAACGUUGACAUUAGGAACAUCAUGUGUGGACCAGGUCAUGGUAUAAGUAUUGGAAGUCUGGGUGAAAAAGGGAAGGAAGAGACUGUGGAGAAUGUCCAUGUUAGUGAGGUUGAAUUUCGGGGAACUGAAAAUGGAGCUAGAAUUAAAACAUGGCAGGGAGGGAAAGGGUAUGCUAGAAAAAUAGUUUUUGAGAAGAUAACAUCCCAUGAUUCAAAGCGACCCAUCAUCAUUGAUCAGUACUACUGUGACCAUGAAGACUGCCAUAAUCAAACAUCAGCAGUGAAAGUGAGCGAUGUUAGAUACAGUAAUAUAUUUGGGACAUCAAAUGAUGAGACUGCGGUGGAAUUUGCAUGCAGCGAGUCAGUUCCAUGCACAGAUAUCUCUAUGAAUGAUAUCCAUCUUAGUAGCUCAACCGAAGACACAGAUGACACACAAUCCAUCUGUUUGAACGUCAAAGGAACACAAAAUGGUGAAGUCUAUCCUCGCGUCCCUUGCUUGACCUAA
Messenger RNA from Cornus florida, 1230 nucleotides. RefSeq names its product probable polygalacturonase At1g80170. Gene Ontology annotation, biological process: carbohydrate metabolic process. The record is from RefSeq and is a predicted model, not a curated record. Lineage: Eukaryota; Viridiplantae; Streptophyta; Magnoliopsida; Cornales; Cornaceae. The coding region runs from base 1 to 1230 and encodes 409 amino acids. The transcript has 8 exons. Gene Ontology annotation, molecular function: polygalacturonase activity.